Molecule: messenger RNA, 975 nt
Organism: Cucumis sativus (cucumber)
Lineage: Eukaryota; Viridiplantae; Streptophyta; Magnoliopsida; Cucurbitales; Cucurbitaceae
Exons: 2
Coding region: 1-975 (324 amino acids)
Molecular function (GO): protein binding
Source: RefSeq, a predicted model, not a curated record
AUGGAUUGUUUGGAGUCUCGAGAUUGGUCAACACUUGAAUAUGAUGUCCUUGGUAUGAUUCUUAACAAAAUGGUAUCUCUCUAUGACUAUCUUCAAUUUAGCAGUGUAUGCAAGUCUUGGAAUUUUAUUGCCUUACGCUACAAACAUCACCGAUCCUUAAUUACAUCUAACCUUCCUCAACUUCCCAUGCUUAUUGUUCCGUCCGAAUAUGAUAGUGGAAAACAACAUUGUCUUUACGAUCUCAUUAACAACGAAAUCCGUCCUGUAGACUUUGUAUGUUCCUUCAACAAAAGGUGUUGUGGUUCAUCUUUCGGUUGGUUGAUCAUGCUUGAAGACACACUUGAUAUUACUUUGUUUAACCCUUUUAAUGGGAAUGUGAUUCAUAUUCCUCCCAUUACUAUACAUGAUGAACCUGGUUACUCUCCUAUUGCCAUACAUAAAGCCAUACUAACCAAAGAUCCAUCGAUAUAUCCACAGGGGUUUACUAUUGUUGCCAUUUAUAGUUCAUUUCGUAGAUUGUGUCUCAUGGAAGCUAAGGAUAAAAGGUGGAUCUAUCACAACCUAAACAGGAAUAAUGGUUUUGAUGAUGUUAAUGUUGUCGAUGACAUUUUAUAUGUUUUGGAUUGGCGGAUUGGACUUUGGAUUGUGAAAGUUGAGGAUAGCUCAAUUUAUUUGAAGAAGGUCAUAUUUAGUUUCAAUUUUAACGAAGCUGAUAUUGCGUAUCUUAUCGUGUCCUCCAAACGUGAGCUUUUAUUAGUUAGUAGGUUUGUCGUAACGCAAUGGGAAGGACAAGUUCCAAAUGAGAUUUUAAAGUUCACAAGGACUUCCAAAUUUAUAGUCCACAAAGUUACUCAUGAAUGUGAGGAUGGAAUAAUGAGAGUUGUAGAGGUGGAGAGUUUAGAUGGGGAUAUAAUUGUCACCAUUUUGCUUUUCCUUAUUUACAUGGACAUCAAGAUGCAGGAAUAUACCGCGUAG